AUGUAUAACUCUGAAGAUGAAGAUAUCGCGAAGGCGAUCGCGCUGAGCCUCCAAGAGUCUUCCACUAGGCAACAGCCCGCAGAAUCUGAGCCGACAGAAGUGAUAACAAUCAGCGAUGACGAGGAUGAAGGAGAUGACGAAGAGCGGCGAUUUCAAGCCGAGCUGCAACGAGCCAUUGAAGCCUCCAAGCAGGAGGAAGCGCGCCACAAGCCCACAAGUCCUGCUGCAUCCGAAUCGCCUCCACCUCAGCUAACCCAAACUCAAACUGCAACGAGCUUUCUGUCCGAACGCGCUCAAUUGGAGAGAGAGCGAUUGGCCCGGCAGAAACGGCUGCGCCCUGAAGUAGAUGUGGAGACUCCAGACGCAGAUGAUGGACAUAGAGCGAAGAGGCAACAUCUUUCCCCUUUUCCCCAUCAGACACGCAGGACCGACUAUGAUGCUUCUUCCAGUGCCACGACCAGUGCGCGUCCGAACAACAGUACAAGCGGGCAGGCGGGACCAUCGCAAAAUACCGCUGCGGGACAUAUGUUCUGGGAUGGCGAAGUAAGGCAAACCGCCAAUGCGCAUGUAGACCCAGCCACGAACAAAUAUCCUCUGUUCCUACUGUCAGAGAUCCUUGCACCGAGAGACGAGAUAGAAUUUGCGAUCGUCUCGUCGUAUGUAUACGAUUAUCCGUGGCUGUACUCUAUGUUCAGUCCUACCACGCCAGUGAUAGCGGUCGCGCAGGACCAGUCCGGUGAGGAGACGAUCAAGGCAAUCCUGCCGAAUUGGAUCAAGACGACGCCGUUUCUACGGAAUGGCAUGGGCUGCAUGCACAUGAAGUUUAUGCUGCUGUUCUAUAAAUCACGUCGACUACGUGUAGCUAUCUCGACAGCAAAUAUGAUCCAACACGAUUGGCGGGAUAUUGAGAAUACCGUUUGGGUGCAGGACGUUCUGCGACGGUCUGCUCCCAUCGCACAUGACCCGAAAGCAGAGGAUUUUCCGACAGCCAUGGGACGCGUGCUGCGGGCGCUGAAUGUACCAGCAGCAUUGGUAUCGCAUCUGCGCAAUGACCAUCCCAACCUGCCAUUGCAGCGCAUUGAGGAGCUUCGCACGCACUAUGACUUUUCCAAAGUGAAAGCGCGCCUCGUCCCAUCGAUCGCUGGGAAGCACGAGAGCUGGCCCAAGGUCGUCCUUACUGGCCACACCGCGCUCAUGAAAGUUCUGCGCGACAUGGGCGCGAUGGCUGAGAAGGGCAAGGAGCUCGUGCUUGAAUGCCAGGGAUCGUCUAUCGGGACAUACAGCACACAAUGGGUGAACGAGUUCUACUGUUCCGCACGCGGCGAGUCCGCGCAGACGUGGCUCGACGCGCCAAAGUCGCGCCGCGCGAAGCUGCCGUACCCGCCGAUCAAGAUCCUCUUCCCGACACUGCAGUAUGUGCGCGAGAGCGUGCUGGGCGAGCGAGGCGGGGGCACGAUGUUCUGCCGCCGGAACCAGUGGGAGGGCGCGAAGUUCCCGCGCGAGCUCUUCCACCAGUCGCGAAGCAAGCGCGGAGGCAUCCUCAUGCACUCGAAGAUGAUCCUCGGGCUCUUUGGCGCGAAAUCGGGUACGUCAGGAAACGGCUCGAGCAGCGAGACAGAGGAGAGCGAAACAGAGAGCGAGACAGAGGAAGACGUCCCGAGUGCGCUCAUAGGGUGGAUAUACGUGGGAUCGCAUAACUUCACGCCCUCGGCAUGGGGCACGCUCUCAGGGUCGGCGUUCAAUCCUAUACUGAACAUCACAAACUACGAACUUGGGAUCGUGCUCCCGCUACGAAGCGAGAAAGAGGCGGACCGAAUCGCGUGUUGGGUGCGUCCGCCAAAGAAGUACAAUCUGAGCAGAGAUCAGCCAUGGAUCCAGAGCGAAUCGCCGGUGUGUAAUGCGGGCUAG
This is a messenger RNA of Postia placenta MAD-698-R-SB12, 1908 nucleotides long. RefSeq lists its product as hypothetical. Gene Ontology annotation, molecular function: single-stranded DNA binding; double-stranded DNA binding; 3'-tyrosyl-DNA phosphodiesterase activity. The transcript is spliced from 14 exons. The record is from RefSeq and is a predicted model, not a curated record. Lineage: Eukaryota; Fungi; Basidiomycota; Agaricomycetes; Polyporales; Adustoporiaceae. Bases 1 to 1908 code for a protein of 635 amino acids. Gene Ontology annotation, biological process: single strand break repair; double-strand break repair. Gene Ontology annotation, cellular component: nucleus.